AUGAGAUUCCUUCAGGCAGGUCCUUUGACAGCUGCGCUGUCCGCUGUUGCCGGAGUAGCAUCCGCAUCCGUCUUCCAGAACCACACCUAUGACUACAUCGUUGUCGGUGGUGGUCCCGCCGGUAUCAUCAGCGCCGAGAAGUUCGCUCAGGCCGGCAAGAAGGUCUUGCUUCUCGAGCGCGGUGUCGGCCCAACUGUUGCCACCGGUGCCAACGAGACCCUCGAAUGGAACGAUCAACUGACCGCAAUCGACCUCCCCGGAUUAUCUGCCGAUGUCGGCAACCUUGACGUCUGGAACGAGUAUAUCUGCUCUGACACCGAAGGCAUGGCCGCGUGUGUCCUCGGCGGUGGUGUCACCGUCAACUACAUGGUCUUCGUUCACCCGCCUGCUCGUGACUUUGAUGACAAGUGGCCCAAGGGCUGGAAGUGGAAUGAUGUCGAGCCUGCCGCUGACAGACUCUACAAGCGUAACCCCGGUACCAUCCUUCCCUCCGCCGACGGAAAGCGUUACGACCAGGGUCUCUACAACGUGCUGUCCAAGUUCUUCGGUGGUCUUGGCUGGAAGUCCGUUGACAUGAUCGCCCAACCCGACGAGAAGACCAAGGUCUACAGUUACCCUGCAUGGAACGUCCAGGACCAGAAGCGCGCUGGCCCUGUCCGCACUUACCUCCCCGAUGCCGUCAAGCUUGACAAUUUCCAGCUCGCCCUUGGCACAAAGGUCCUCCGCUUGAUCCGCUCUGGUAGCAAGGUCACCGGAGUUGAGAUCCAGAAUGCCGCUGGUCGCUCUGAGAUCAUUACCCUUGCUCCUCGUGGUCGAGUUGUGCUUGCCGCUGGUGCUCUGAGCACCCCUCGUGUUCUCUGGAACUCUGGUAUCGGCCACAAGGCCCAGAUCGAGAUUGCCCAGAAGAGCGGCGUUGCUGUUCCUCCCCAGGCCCACACCAACGCCUCAUUCGGACUCGUCGACUACGAGGGCGUCCUCAACGGAACCGACACCCGUGACAUCUCCCUCUAUGGCAAGGACAGUGGUGUUCUCACCCAGGGCAAGCACCGUAUGAUCUUCUUCACUUCCGAGGAGGUUGACGGCCACACCCAAUACUUCCAGGGCUCCUGCGCCCCCACUGGCGAGGGUGUCGUCACCAUCACCAGCUACCUGACUCACGGUCUCACUUCUUCCGGUGUUCUCGGACUGGACUCUACCGGCAAGACCAUCCUCGAGCAGUCGCCCUACCUCCAGACCGCUUCUGACCGCAAGGCUGCUCGUAUGUUCAUCCAGAAGCGUAUCGACGAGAUCACCGCCCCUUCCACUGGUUUUGAACUCCAGACCAACACCAAUGUCUCGGCUAUCAUGAACGCCUUGCAGUCUGGUAACCACUACACCAGCACCGCUAAGAUGGGCACUGAUGACGGCCGUAAGAACGGUACUUCCGUCGUUGACACCAACGCCAAGGUGUAUGGAGUCGACAACCUGUUCAUUGUCGACGGAAGUAUUCACCCUGACCUUCCCACCGGUAACAUCCAGACUACCAUCAUGGUGGUCGCUGAGGCUGCCGCCGCUAAGAUUCUUCGCUGCUAA
Penicillium brevicompactum is the source of this 1572-nucleotide messenger RNA. RefSeq lists its product as uncharacterized. Bases 1 to 1572 code for a protein of 523 amino acids. Lineage: Eukaryota; Fungi; Ascomycota; Eurotiomycetes; Eurotiales; Aspergillaceae. The record is from RefSeq and is a predicted model, not a curated record. Gene Ontology annotation, molecular function: oxidoreductase activity, acting on CH-OH group of donors; flavin adenine dinucleotide binding. The transcript is spliced from 3 exons.